UAAACUUACUGGGCCAUUUUAUCUUGAACCUUUGCAUUCUGAGAUUCUAAAAAUAGCAUUCUGGCUGCGCUUGCUACUAUGAUAUAAAAAGAAUACUAUAAUACAUCUAAACACACAAUGUCCGCGGCGGGUCCUGUCCGGAUAUUUGGCGCCAUCAGAAAAAGAUCACCCCUGAUUCACCAGCAGAUACGCCUGAUCAACCAGAGCCAGGUUGAGUUGACCCUGAGUGAUGAUUCGUUGCCAUCCAAGGCGCGAGUGGUAAUUUGCGGAGGAGGUGUCCAAGGAGCAGCUGUUGCCUAUGAACUCGCAAAGUUAGGCCUUGGCAAUGAGACUGUCCUGCUGGAACAGGGGCGGUUGGGCGGAGGAAGCACCUGGCACUCAACAGGGCUGGUUACCCACCUGAGGAACACUUACACUGAAACAAGACUGGCAAGAGACAGUGUAGCCCUUUACAAAGAACUCGACUCUCAGGGCCUGAAAACCGGCUGGAGACAAUGUGGGAGUCUGUCAGUGGCCAGAACCAAGGAUCGUAUGACCAUGUUCAGGAGAAUCAAAGCCAGAGCUCAAGCGUGGAAGAUUCCUUGUGAAGUUUUUACCGUCAAUGAAGUGGCAGCCAAGUGUCCCAUUAUUUUGACCUCUGAUGUCCUUGGUGGUCUAUGGGUUCCAGGAGACGGAGUAGGUGACCCAUAUGAGAUUUGUGUUUCACUGAUUUCAGCAGCUAGAAAGAAGGGCGUCAAGAUUAUUGAGAGCUGCUCUAUCUAUAAAGUCAUGGAGGACAAAGGCAAAGUUUCUGCCGUGGAGACCAGCAAGGGAAAUAUCCAAUGUGAUAUAUUUGUUAAUUGUGGUGGUCUAUGGGCCCGCAAGGUUGGAAAACUAAGUCAAACACCAAUCAAAGUUCCUCUUCACCCUUGUGAGCAUUAUUGCUUGCACACUAAACCCAUACCUGGCUUGGACCCAAACACUCCAGUGGUGAAAGACGAAGAUGGCCAGAUUUACUUGAGAGAAAAUGAAGGCAAGCUUUUAAUUGGUGGCUUUGAACUGAUCGCAAAACCUGCUUUUGAAGAUGGCAAGGUUCCUGAUAACUUUUCCCACCAAAGUCUGAUUCCUGACUGGGAUCAUUUCCACGUGCUGCUUGAGCAAAUGCUGCACCGAAUCCCAAAAUUGACCGAUGUAGUCAUUGAAAGACUGUGCAAUGGACCUGAGGCGUUUUCUCCUGAUGGAAAAUGGCUUCUUGGAGAAGCUCCAGAAGUCCAGAACUACUUUGUGGCAGCUGGAGCUAAUACCAUGGGAUUGUCUGCAGCUGGUGGUCUAGCAAAAGCAACAGCGGGGCUCAUCUUGGGUCGAGGAGGGGGAUUGCCUGCUGACUCUUACGAGCUGGAGCUGAGCAGAUUUUUGGGGUUGCACAACAACAGAAGAUAUCUAAGAGACCGUGUCAAGGAAGUUCCUGGAAUGCACUUCAAAUUGCCCUACCCUUUCCAAGAAUUUACAACUGGAAGGAAUUUGCGAAUGUCACCGAUUUACCCCAGACUCCGUCAAGCUGGAGCUGUUUUUGGCCAAGUUAUGGGGUACGAAAGACCCUCAUAUUUUGAUACGUCGAUUGACAGUGAAGCAGCGAGUUCUGCUGACUCUCAAGAUUAUGAGGAACAUUAUGGGUUGCGCCCAUAUAGAAUUGCAACCACAAACACGUUUGGGAAACCGCCAUGGUUUGAUAUUGUUGAGUCUGAGUAUACGGCUUGUCGAGAAACAGUAGGAAUCAGCGACUAUUCUUCGUUUACCAAAAUGGAUCUUUGGUCUAAGGGUUCGCAAGUUGUGGAUUUUUUGCAAAGAGUCUGUUCAAAUGACGUUGACAUCCCAAUUGGCGGCAUCAUUCAUACUGGAAUGCAGAAUGAGAAAGGAGGGUAUGAAAACGAUUGCAGCUUUGCUCGUCUUGCUGAAAAUAGGUACAUGAUGGUGGCACCCACAAUUCAGCAGACCCGCUGCAAGACCUGGAUGCAGCGUCACAUGCCUUCAGAUGGAUCAGUCGCAAUUUCAGAUGUCACUUCCAUGUACACAGCGAUCUGCGUCAUGGGACCACAUGCCAUUCCCCUGCUCUCGGAGUUGGCCGACGUUGACCUCAAUCCAUCCUUUUUCCCAUUUUUCACCUUCAAAGAACUUGAUGUCGGGCUUGCCAGUGGCAUUAGAGCCAUGAAUUUGACCCACACCGGAGAGUUAGGAUGCGUCCUCUACAUUCCCAAUGAGUUUGCCCUCCAUGUGUACUCUGGCCUAGUUGAGUUCGGGAAAAAGUACGGCAUGCAGCACUGCGGCUACUAUGCAAUGCGAGCGCUGCGGAUUGAAAAGUUCUACGCCUUCUGGGGCCAAGAUUUGGACACCAGCACGACCCCUCUGGAGUGCGGAAGGUCUUUCAGAGUCAAAUUUGAUAAAAAAGCAAACUUCAUUGGAAAAGACGCUUUGCUCAAGCAACGCGAAGAGGGCAUUAAAAGGAUGUACGUGCAGCUGAUCCUGCAGGAUCACGAUUCUGAGGUUGACCUGUGGCCGUGGGGAGGAGAGCCUAUUUUGAAAGACGGCCGCUACGUGGGUGCCACAACCACCACUGGAUAUGGCUUCACCCUUGGAAGACAGGUGUGCCUUGGCUUUGUUGAAAACCGAGAUGAGAAAGGCAACACAGGCCUCGUGACGAAUGAUUUCGUUCUGAGCGGUGACUACCAGGUGGACAUUGCUGGCGUACGGUAUGAGGCAAAAGUAAAUUUGAACUCGCCUGUUCUCCCCACCAAAUACACGCCAAUUGAUCCUGAGAGACUGCGUUACCAAGCGACGCGCCCUCACAUUAAAUAACCAAAUGCAUUGAAAUACUUACAAACUCACAAUAAGACUAUUCUUUUAGCUAGAUCAAUAUCAUACGUUCAAUAUUCAAUUGUGCCACUAUUUACAAGUAGUCAAUCCAGAAGUCACGCUUUUGGUUUCUUGAUAUGUUAAAGCAUGAUCUGUGAUCUGAAUGUUGAAAUAAUACUAUCAAAAAUUUAA
This is a messenger RNA of Cloeon dipterum, 3021 nucleotides long. Its product is annotated as pyruvate dehydrogenase phosphatase regulatory subunit, mitochondrial. The record is from RefSeq and is a predicted model, not a curated record. Gene Ontology annotation, molecular function: protein binding; oxidoreductase activity. Gene Ontology annotation, cellular component: mitochondrial matrix; cytoplasm; mitochondrion. Lineage: Eukaryota; Metazoa; Arthropoda; Insecta; Ephemeroptera; Baetidae. The transcript is spliced from 12 exons. Bases 118 to 2832 code for a protein of 904 amino acids.